Molecule: messenger RNA, 3891 nt
Organism: Odobenus rosmarus divergens (Pacific walrus)
Lineage: Eukaryota; Metazoa; Chordata; Mammalia; Carnivora; Odobenidae
Product: kinesin-like protein KIF19-like
Exons: 27
Coding region: 1-3891 (1296 amino acids)
Biological process (GO): microtubule-based movement
Molecular function (GO): ATP binding; microtubule motor activity; microtubule binding
Source: RefSeq, a predicted model, not a curated record
AUGAAAGAGGUGGAGCCCAAGGACCAGCAGCUCAUGGUAGCGCUUCGGAUCCGCCCGCUCAGUGACACAGAACUGGAAGAAGGGGCCACCAUCACUGCCCACAAAGUGGGGGACCAGAUGGUGGUGCUCAUGCACCCUGGCGAAGACCCUGAGGACACGCUGCGUGCACACCGGCCGCGGGACAAGACCUUCAUCUUCGACGCUGUUUUCGACCAGCAUGCAUCACAGGAAGACGUGUAUCGUGCCACCACCCAGCACCUGGUGGAAGGUGUCGUUUCUGGAUACAACGCGACGGUGUUCGCCUACGGCCCCUCAGGUGCAGGGAAGACCUAUACCAUGCUGGGCAUGGACGCUGAGCCCGGCAUCUACCUGCAGACCCUCACCGACCUCUUCCGGGCCAUCGAGGAGAGCCGCGACAACGCGGACUGCAGUGUGUCCAUGUCUUACCUGGAGAUUUAUAACGAAGUGAUCCGGGAUCUCCUGAACCCAUCCUCGGGGUUCCUGGACCUGAGGGAGGAUUCUCGGGGCAGCAUCCAGAUCGCAGGCAUCAUGGAGGUCUCGACCUCAAACGCCCAGGAGAUCAUGCAGCUCCUCACCAAAGGCAAUCGGCAGCGCACGCAGGAGCCCACGGCCGCCAAGAGGACGUCCUCCCGUUCCCACGCCGUGCUGCAGGUUACCGUACAGCGGCGGAGCCGCGGCACAGACAUGCUGGAGGGAGUGCAUGUCGGGAGGCUCUUCCUGGUGGACCUGGCGGGCUCGGAGCGGGCAUCGCAGACCCAGAACCGCGGCAAGAGGAGGAAGGAGGGCGCCCACAUCAACCGCUCCCUGCUGGCUCUGGGCAACUGCAUCAAUGCGCUCAGCGAGAAAAGCGGCAGCCGGGCGCAGUACGUGAACUUCCGGGACAGCAAGCUCACGCGCCUGCUGAAGGACGCUCUGGGAGGGAACAGCCUCACGGUGAUGAUCGCGCACAUCAGCCCAGCCAGCACAUCCUUCGAGGAGUCUCGGACCACCCUGCUGUACGCCUACAGGGCAAAGAACAUCAAGACGCGGGUGAAGCGCAAUCUCCUGAACGUGUCCUACCGCAUCGCACAGUACAUGGACGUCAUUUCCGACCUGCGCAGGGAAAUUGAGCGCCUCAAAUCCAAAAUUGAGACGCAGGAGACGGAGAAGAGACGUGAACCUGGCGUCCGGGAUGCGCGAGUCAUGACUCCCCCCCAUGAUGGAGUGGAGGAUAGCCGCCUGCAGAUGAACAAGAUACGGGCCCAGCUCAUUGGGGCCUUCAAGGAGCAGUUGGAGAUGCGGCACAGCCUGAUGGAGCUGGAGAACACCAAUAUAGAGCUGCACAUUGACACAUCGCGCCACCUGCUGACCAUUGCAGACUGGGAGCGGGAGAAGACCCACCAGCACGCGCACAGUGACGGGACUCCAGAGAGGGACGAGGAGCCGGCAGAGACCGAUGUGGAUGGGGACGAGAGCGAGUCUGCGGAGCCACACGAGGUGGCUCUGGCCAGAGAGGAGGUCAACAUGCUUCUCGCCGAGCAGCGGAAAACCGCGGCCAUCAAGGAAGAGCUGAGCCGGGAUGGGACCUGGGCCGACCGCAGAGUCCAUGCCCUUCCCGCUAGUGACGGCCACAGGGGGCCGCAGGGGGCAGCAGGGGGCAGCGCGCAGCAGGGGCGGCCCCGGCUGGAGAGCCACUGGGUCCGUACAGUGGUUCCCGUGUGCAGGUGUCUGUUCAGGCUCGUGGAGGAGGCAUCUGAUGAGGUCACGCUGCUGAUGGCCGGGCUGGAGCAGCGGCUGGCCAAUGCCAAGAGGAAGGCGUUGCAGCUGGAGAAGCUGCUGCCCACACAGGUCAUCAGCGAGGACCAGCGGGAGGUUCUGCGGCUGCUGUGCUGGGCGCACGAGCUGGAGCUGGAGAACACCGAGCUGCAGGCCAGCAGGCUCCGCCGGAGGCACCUGCUCUGUCAGAAGGACUUUGUGAUCCAGCGUCACCACCAGCACCGGCAGCUCUGCGAGCAGCUCAUCCAUGACCUGUGGCAGCUGAUUCAGGAUGGCGGUAUCCCAGUGCCGGAGGCCCUGGACCGGCGCUUCCGCCGGUACUCACGGGAGCUGGGCGAGGGCUCGCUGAACCGUCUGUUGUUGCUGCAUUCGGUCAUGUCCAGCUCCCUGCAGGAUGGCUCGGUUCUGAACCUAUCCCCCCCACCGCCGGACGAGGCCGGCCACGACCAGCCAGAUGACAGGAAGGACCUCCCAUGGGGCGCCCAGUUUGAGCUGCCGCGGAUGCUGCUGCAGACGGACAGAUUGCCCCCGUGUCAUGGAGGCCGGCGGCCCAGCCGCCUGCAGGUGGAGUCCCUGGGCCACCCGCGCUUCUGUCCAGCUGGCCACCACUUCGGGGGUUCCUGCGGCCCCCUCAGGUCUGAUAAGGACUCAGGGCUCACGCGCCCACCAUCGAGCUCCCUGAGUAUGAAGAACUUGGUCUCCAAGGUGUGCCCCCCGACUGGCCUGGACCUGGGCCGCUCGCAGAUGGCAGUGGAGGCCAGCGGCCCAGCCCUGAGCGCUCAGGCCCUCAAGGAGAUGGCCAUGAGCACCAAGAGCAUCGCUCUCAUCGCAGCCACCCGGCGCUCCAAGGCUCAGGACCGUGAGGGUGGCAGUGGCCACUCCUCCCUCCACCUUCCGGAGGAGGUGGCCCUGGACUCCAGGGACCCGAAGGCCAGUGUCACCCCGGAGCCGAGCCCAGGCAGCGAUGGUUCUGCAAAGAGGAAGGCCAGGAGGAAGUGGUCACCCUCCCUCACCUGGAGCGCGCAGCCGGUGGUCGAGCCUGUGGCUGAGAGCCAGCCGCCCCCGGCCCUCCUGCAGCUGACAAAGUCAUCCGGAAAGAGCUUCUUCCCCGCUGUCCCCAUGGCCUCCAAGAUAAAACCCAGCCUCAGUGUCCACGCAGGGCAUGUGUGGGUCAAGGAGGGAGUGCGUCCUAGGGCCGUGGCCACGGACUUCGAGGACCGUGGCAACGUGCUCUGUCUCGCUGCCAGGGCUGGCGCUCCCGUGCCCCUCCCACUGGGCCUGGCUGUCUGCUUGGAGGAGGAACACACGUGUCCUCGGCAGGUGUACAAGGAGGCCCUGCAGGUAGCCGGGGUGGACCAGGGAUCCCGUAUCGCAGUUUCGGGCAGUGGUGUUGCUGGCCCUGCACUCAGGCCUGAGGUGUGCGGCGUCUGGGUGUGCAGCGUCGAGCCUCGGCCCUGCGGGCAUCUGAACGGGCGAAGAACGGCUGUCACUGAGUGGACGGCGGAGGGGUUGGCCUGUUCUGGCCACUUCCUGCUCACGGACGCCCACGACGUGCGGCUGUGGGUCUGGCUUCUCGUGCGGGGCAUCCCUGGGCUGUGGCAGCAUCAGAGUUCACGCUCUGUUACGGCCGACGAGAAGAUGCCCCCGGUGCCUGAGGUCAGCUUCACCCUCCCCAGCGCCACGUGGCAGAGCGCCCCGGGCCUAAGUAAGGCCCCGAUCCUGCCCCGGGACAUCCGAGGGUCUACAGAUAGUGGAGGCCGGCACCACAGCCCACUGCCCCCCAGCGCCCCCCGCAAGCCCCGGGGCAGCGCCAAGCGGCCACGAAGGCCCCACUGCCUCGCCAACCCCCUUCAGAGGGAGGGCCGUGGAUGGGAUGUCAGAGCCCUUCUGAAGGACGCCUCAGGAGGAGCCUCAGGCCUCAUCUGGGUCAUUCCCAGCCGCUCCGGAACAAGCCAGCGUGCAGCGGACACGGUGCCCAACGAUCGGGAGCCGGCCGUGGAAGCUGUGAACCCAGGAACCAAGGUUCUAACGUCUCAGCAGGAUAGAAAAGUCCGGGAAGCCCCCAGGACUGUCCCUGGAGCGCCGGGUCGCCACCUUCUCUGGAUCUGCUUUUGA